CCCCUGCUCCCGCGAGGCGGGGAGGGGCGUGGUCGCCCUUGCUGCAGGCUGAGUUCCUCGGGAACAGGCUGCUUUUCGGAGGAAAAAGCCGGACGGAUUCCAACCUGAGGAGCGAGAGCGCUGGCUGGAGUUGGGCAGCCCCAGGAGCGGUCCCGCUUUUUCCCCCCACCCGCCCCCCCCGGUUGCUGGGGUCGAGAAGCGCAUCUGGACGGAGGCGAGGAUUGCCUGGAACGAGAAAGUAAAGAAAAAUGGCAAAAAUGGAGGUGAAGACAUCUCUUCUUGACAAUAUGAUUGGGGUUGGAGAUAUGGUUCUUCUGGAGCCCCUUACUGAGGAAACCUUUAUCAGCAAUCUCAAACAACGCUUUGAUCACAAUGAAAUAUAUACUUAUAUCGGGAGUGUGGUGAUAUCGAUAAAUCCAUAUAGAUUGCUUCCAAUUUAUUCGGCAGACAAAGUAGAAGAAUACAGAAACAGAAAUUUCUAUGAACUGAGACCUCACAUUUUUGCCCUGUCCGAUGAAGCAUAUCGAUCAUUGAGAGACCAGGAUAAAGACCAAUGUAUACUUAUAACUGGAGAGAGUGGAGCUGGAAAAACAGAAGCCAGCAAACUUGUCAUGUCUUAUGUGGCAGCAGUUUGUGGCAAAGGAACAGAAGUUAAUCAAGUGAAAGAACAACUUUUGCAAUCUAAUCCAGUGCUUGAAGCCUUUGGAAAUGCCAAAACUGUAAGAAAUGAUAACUCGUCUAGAUUUGGAAAAUAUAUGGACAUUGAAUUUGAUUUUAAAGGUGAUCCACUUGGAGGAGUCAUCAGCAACUAUCUCUUGGAAAAGUCCCGUGUUGUUAAACAGCCCAGAGGUGAAAGAAAUUUCCAUAUUUUCUAUCAAAUUCUGUCUGGAGGAUCAGAAGAUUUGCUCAAAAAACUUAAGUUGGACACAGACUUCAGUCGAUACAAUUACUUGGGUCUGGGCUCGGCAAAAGUAAAUGGAGUAGAUGAUGCUUCAAACUUUAGAACAGUUAAGAAUGCCAUGCAGAUUGUGGGAUUUAUGGAUGACGAGAUCGAGUCAGUAUUUGAAGUUGUUGCUGCUGUUUUAAAACUGGGAAACAUUGAAUUUAAACCAGAAUCUCGUGUGAAUGGAUUAGAUGAAAGUAAAAUCAAAGAUAAAAAUGAGCUUAAAGAAAUAUGCGAAUUGACAGGAAUUGAUCAGUCAGUUCUGGAAAGAGCUUUUAGCUUCCGCACUGUUGAAGCCAAGCAGGAGAAAGUAUCAACAACUUUAAAUGUAGCUCAGGCUUAUUAUGCUCGGGAUGCUCUGGCAAAGAAUCUUUACAGUAGACUGUUUUGUUGGCUUGUUACCAGAAUCAAUGAAAGCAUUAAGGCACAGUCCAAAGUAAGGAAGAAAGUAAUGGGGGUUUUGGACAUCUAUGGCUUUGAAAUUUUUGAGGAUAACAGUUUUGAACAGUUUAUUAUUAACUACUGCAAUGAGAAACUGCAGCAGAUCUUCAUUGAGCUUACUCUAAAGGAAGAACAAGAAGAAUAUAUAAGAGAGGGUAUUGAAUGGACUCACAUUGAAUACUUCAACAACGCUAUAAUUUGUGAUCUUAUAGAGAAUCAUCAGAAUGGAAUCCUAGCUAUGCUAGAUGAAGAAUGUCUGCGGCCAGGGGCUGUUACUGAUGAAACCUUCUUAGACAAAUUAAACCAGGUCUGUGCUACUCACCAACACUUUGAAAGCAGGAUGAGCAAAUGUUCACGUUUCUUGAACGAUACUUCCCUCCCACAUUGUUGCUUCAGAAUUCAACAUUAUGCUGGCAAGGUGAUGUAUCAAGUAGAAGGGUUUGUGGACAAGAAUAAUGACCUGCUUUACCGUGAUCUGUCUCAAGCUAUGUGGAAGGCCAACCACUCCCUCAUUAAAGCACUAUUUCCAGAAGGAAACCCUGUCAAGAUUAAUUUAAAGAGGCCACCAACAGCAGGUUCCCAGUUCAAAGUUUCUGUGGCAACAUUGAUGAGGAACUUGCAAACAAAAAAUCCCAAUUACAUCAGAUGUAUUAAACCUAAUGACCAAAAAGCAGCACACAUCUUCAGUGAUGCUCUUGUGUGCCAUCAAGUUCGAUAUUUAGGUCUGAUGGAAAAUGUCCGAGUCAGAAGGGCAGGAUAUGCAUUCCGUCAAACUUAUGAGCCUUGCCUGGAAAGAUACAAAAUGCUUUGCAAGCAGACCUGGCCACAAUGGAGAGGCCCUGCAAGAAUUGGGGUUGAGGUCCUUUUUAAUGAGCUGGAAGUCCCCGACGAAGAAUACUCCUUGGGCAGAUCAAAAAUAUUCAUCCGCAAUCCAAGAACGCUCUUCAAAUUAGAAGACCUAAGAAAGCAACGUCUUGAGGAUUUGGCUACAUUAAUCCAAAAAAUUUACAGGGGCUGGAAGUGCCGCACGUAUUUCCUUCUGAUGAAAAAAAGUCAGAUUGUGAUUUCUGCCUGGUAUAGAAAAUAUGCGCAACAAAAGAAGUACCAGCAGAUCAAGCGCUCGGCUAUCAUUGUACAGUCUUACAUCAGAGGAUGGAAAGCUCGGAAGCUGCUUCGUGAACUGAAGCACGAGAAACGCUGUGAAGAAGCUGUUACCACCAUUGCAGCCUAUUGGCAUGGAGCUCAGGCGCGAAGGGAACUGAGGCGGCUGAAGGAGGAGGCUAGGAAUAAACUUGCUAUUGCAGUUAUAUGGGCUUACUGGCUUGGAUUAAAGGCUCGGAGGGAGUUGAAACGCUUGAAGGAGAAGGCUAGGCGUAAGCAUGCUGUGGCAGUCAUAUGGGCUUACUGGCUUGGACUAAAGGUUCGUAGAGAGUACAGGAAAUUUUUCCGAGCCAACGCUGGAAGGAAAAUUUAUGAAUUUAUACUUCAAAAAAUUAUUCAGAAAUACUUUUUGGAAAUGAAGAAUAAGAUGCCUUCUUUGUCACCAGUAGACAAAAACUGGCCAGCAAGGCCUUACCUGUUUUUGGAUUUGACUCAUAAGGAACUGAAGAGGAUAUUCCACUUGUGGAGGUGUAAAAAGUACAGGGAUCAGUUUACAGACCAAAAGAAGCUCAUUUAUGAAGAAAAACUGGAAGCUAGUGAACUUUUCAAGGACAGAAAAGCUUUAUAUCCAGCCAGUGUUGGACAGCCUUUCCAGGGGGCUUAUCUUGAAAUCAGUAAGAACCCCAAGUACAAGAAACUGAAGGAUGCCGCUGAAGAAAAAUUUAUUAUUGCUGAAGUAGUAAACAAAGUUAAUAGAGCAAAUGGAAAGUGCACAGCUAGGAUUUUCUUGCUCACAAAAAAUAAUGUCCUACUUGCUGAUCAGAAAUCGGGGCAAAUCAAGACAGAGGUUCCUUUGGGAGAUGUCACUAAAGUGUCCAUGAGCUCUCAAAGUGAUGGUUUCUUUGCUGUGCAUCUCAAAGAGGGCUCUGGAGCAGCUGGAAAGGGUGAUUUCCUGUUCAGCAGUGAUCAUCUGAUUGAAAUGGCCACAAAGCUCUACCGCACAAUGCUUAGCCAAACCAAGCAGAAGCUCAGCAUUGAAAUAUCUGAUGAGUUCCUGGUUCAGUUCAGGCAGGACAAAGUGUGUGUAAAAUUUGUACGAAGCAACCAGAAAAAUGGCAACAUCCCCACUUGCAAGCGAAAAAACAACAGACUUCUUGAAGUUGCAGUACCAUAGUCGUACACAUCCAUAUCUUUACAUGGACUCAGUUCCUGCAAUGGUGCAAUUUUAUCCAUGGGAGGGAAUUUUGUAGAAUGGCGAAGAGCAUUCUGGCAGUGGCAAAGAGCUUUUUGGAAAACUGUCACUAAAAGAUGCAAGUAAUCUUUUCAAGGCACACAUUUUUAAUUUUCAUAUGAUAACUUUUUGGUUGAUAUAUACACUUUUUGGCUUCCGACAGUAUAAUAUGAACAGGCUUUUUUCCCCCUAAUUCCUUUGUUGUUGUUUUAAUUUCUUAAUGCUGCAUGUUACAAACCCUCAGGCUUUUAUGGCCAUUCUUGAUCUUAAAUUAGGACCCUGCCCUACCAGCUGUUUAGGUUGUUGGAAUCCCUGUGUUGUCUUUCUUCUUCUUGGGAGAGCCGAGGUGGCGCAGUGGUUAGGGUGCAGUACUGCAGACCACUUCAGCUGACUGUUAUCUGCAGUUCAGCG
Thamnophis elegans (Western terrestrial garter snake) is the source of this 4127-nucleotide messenger RNA. RefSeq names its product myosin IB (gene MYO1B). The transcript has 31 exons. The record is from RefSeq and is a predicted model, not a curated record. Bases 249 to 3659 code for a protein of 1136 amino acids. Gene Ontology annotation, molecular function: ATP binding; microfilament motor activity; actin filament binding. NCBI's taxonomy places the organism in Eukaryota, Metazoa, Chordata, Lepidosauria, Squamata, Natricidae. Gene Ontology annotation, biological process: vesicle transport along actin filament; actin filament organization. Gene Ontology annotation, cellular component: actin cytoskeleton; plasma membrane; myosin complex.